This is a messenger RNA of Myodes glareolus (Bank vole), 10318 nucleotides long. NCBI's taxonomy places the organism in Eukaryota, Metazoa, Chordata, Mammalia, Rodentia, Cricetidae. The record is from RefSeq and is a predicted model, not a curated record.
AUGGGGUCGAGGCAGAGGGCGCAGCCCGAGGGCCAGGGGGUCCCUCCUGGUGCUGGUUCCAUAGCUGGGUUAACCCUGCUGCUGGCUGGGGCGCGGGGCCCGCGGACUGCGCGCUCUGCGGCUGCGAAAACCCGGAGAGGCGGAUGGGAGCGCUCGAGGCGCUCGCAGUCAACUCCUCCGCGGUCCGGUCGCCAAGCUGGGCAUGCUCAUUAUGAACAGAGACCACUGAAGCGCCCGCGGCUCGGGCCGCCCGAUGUCUACCCGCAGGACCCCAAGCAGAAGGAGGAUGAACUUACUGCUGUGAACGUAAAACAGGGUUUCAACAAUCAGCCAGCCUUCACUGGAGACGAACAUGGCUCUGCGAGAAACAUUGUAAUCAACCCCUCAAAGAUCGGCGCAUACUUCAGCAGCAUAUUGGCUGAGAAACUAAAGCUUAACACUUUCCAGGACACCGGAAAGAAGAAGCCCCAAGUUAAUGCUAAAGAUAAUUACUGGCUGGUUACUGCUCGAUCUCAGAGUGCAAUUCAUAGUUGGUUCUCUGACUUAGCAGGAAAUAAACCACUUGCUAUUUUGGCGAAAAAGGUCCCCAUCCUUAGCAAAAAAGAGGACGUUUUUGCAUAUUUAGCUAAGUACUCUGUGCCAAUGGUUCGAGCAACGUGGCUGAUCAAGAUGACUUGUGCCUAUUAUUCUGCUAUUUCUGAAGCUAAAAUUAAGAAGCGCCAGGCUCCAGAUCCCAAUUUGGAGUGGACGCAAAUAUCUACCAGGUACCUAAGAGAGCAGUUGGUCAAGAUCUCUGACUUCUACCACAUGGCCUCCAGUACAGGUGACGGUCCUGUCCCCGUGCCGCCAGAGGUCGAGCAAGCCAUGAAGCAGUGGGAGUACAACGAGAAGCUGGCGUUUCACAUGUUCCAGGAAGGGAUGUUGGAAAAACAUGAGUAUCUGACGUGGAUUCUGGACGUCCUAGAGAAGAUCAGACCCGUGGACGACAACCUCCUCAAACUCCUUCUGCCUCUGAUGCUGCAGUACUCAGAUGAGUUUGUCCAGUCUGCCUACCUGUCUCGUCGUCUAGCGUACUUUUGUGCCCGGCGUCUUUCCUUGCUGCUGAGUGACAGCCCCAACCUCCUUGCUGCUCACUCACCCCACAUGAUAAUCGGAGCAAACAACACGAGUAUUGGGACCCCCAGUCCUGGCACCCCUGGCCCUGGUAUGAGCCCCAUGCAGCUGGCCUUCUCGGAUUUCCUUUCCUGUGCGCAACAUGGCCCCUUGGUUUAUGGACUUAGUUGUAUGUUGCAGACUGUCACUCUGUGUUGCCCAAGUGCCUUGGUGUGGAACUAUUCCACAAACGAAAAUAAGAUCGCAAACCCAGGCUCUCCCCUGGAUCUGCUGCAGGUUGCCCCUUCCAGCCUCCCCAUGCCGGGUGGGAAUACGGCUUUCAAUCAGCAGGUUCGGGCCAGGAUUUAUGAGGUAGAACAGCAGAUCAAACAGCGAGGCCGUGCAGUAGAGGUCCGGUGGUCUUUUGACAAGUGUCAGGAGUCGACAGCAGGGGUGACUAUUAGUCGGGUUUUACACACCCUGGAGGUCUUGGACCGUCACUGCUUUGACCGCACCGAUUCCAGCAACUCGAUGGAGACGCUCUAUCAUAAAAUUUUCUGGGCGAACCAAAACAAGGAUAGCCAAGAGGUUGCCCCCAAUGACGAAGCGGUGGUAACAUUGUUAUGUGAAUGGGCCGUGAGCUGCAAACGAUCUGGCAAGCACAGAGCCAUGGCCGUGGCGAAACUCUUGGAGAAAAGGCAAGCAGAGAUUGAGGCAGAGAGAUGUGGCGACUCGGAAGUCCUGGAUGAGAAAGAGUCAAUUUCUUCAGCCUCAAACAGCAAAUGGAAAAGUAUGAGAGCGGACCCCAACAGCGAGUGUGAGAAGGUGGAAUUUGUGAACUUGGUGCUGCUCUUCUGUGAGUUUAUCCGGCACGACGUCUUCUCCCAUGAUGCAUACAUGUGCACCCUCAUCUCGCGAGGAGAUCUGUCCGUCACUGCCUCUGCAGGAGAGAGUGCAGACGAACACUAUUCCAAGGACCAUGAUAUGAAGAUGGAGGAACACAGUAUCAUGGCGCACAUGGGCCUCGGCCCAGGAACCGCUCACAUUUUUGACGAAGUAGACAAGAGUGACUUUAAAAGUGACUUUGGUUCUGAGUUUCCAAUUUUUUCUCCCAUGCCUGGAGAGUCCUGUGAGAAUGCCAACCCUUCCCUGAGCCGAAGAAUGUCAGUUAAUGGCGAGAAACUGCUGAAGAGAGAAAAACCAAGGGAAUUGAUCUUUCCGUCAAAUUAUGACCUCCUCCGUCAUCUGCAGUAUGCAACCCACUUUCCUAUACCUCUGGAUGAAUCUUCAAGUCAUGAAUGUAACCAGCGCACAAUCCUUCUCUAUGGAGUCGGAAAAGAGCGUGACGAAGCCAGGCAUCAGCUGAAGAAGAUUACCAAAGAUAUCCUGAGAAUCCUGAACAAGAAGAGCACCACGGAAUCAGGGGUUGGGGAUGAAGGACAGAAAGCCAGGAAGAACAAGCAGGAAGUUUUUCCCACCCCGGAAACUGUGUUCACGAAACUCCAGCUCCUCUCGUACUUUGAUCAGCAUCAAGUGACAUCACAGAUCUCUAACAACGUGCUGGAGCAAAUCACAAGCUUUGCGUCAGGAACAUCCUAUCACCUGCCUCUGGCUCACCAUGUCCAGCUCAUCUUUGAUCUCAUGGAGCCGGCGCUGAACAUCAAUGGACUAAUUGACUUUGCAAUACAGUUACUGAAUGAACUGAGCGUGGUGGAAGCCGAGCUGCUCUUGAAGUCCUCUAGUCUGGCAGGAAGUUACACUACAGGACUGUGUGUCUGCAUUGUGGCUGUGCUCCGGCGGUAUCAUAGUUGUCUGAUCCUAAAUCCUGAUCAGACAGCCCAGGUGUUUGAAGGGUUGUGUGGCGUGGUGAAGCAUGUUGUCAACCCCUCAGAAUGUUCUUCCCCUGAAAGAUGUAUCCUGGCCUACCUCUAUGACCUCUAUGUGUCAUGCAGCCACCUCAGAAGUAAAUUUGGAGACCUUUUCAGUAGUGCCUGUUCAAAAGUAAAGCAGACCAUAUAUAAUAACGUAAUGCCUGCAAAUUCCAACUUACGCUGGGAUCCAGACUUCAUGAUGGACUUCAUUGAGAAUCCCUCAGCAAGAAGCAUCAACUACUCAAUGCUGGGCAAGAUCCUCAGUGACAACGCUGCCAACCGGUACAGCUUUGUCUGCAACACACUGAUGAACGUGUGCAUGGGCCACCAGGAUGCCGGCCGGAUAAAUGACAUAGCCAAUUUCUCCUCUGAGUUAACUGCUUGCUGUACAGUUCUUAGUUCGGAGUGGCUGGGGGUUCUGAAGGCUCUUUGUUGCUCUUCCAAUCAUGUGUGGGGAUUUAAUGAUGUGCUCUGCACUGUAGAUGUGAGUGACCUUUCAUUCCAUGAUUCAUUAGCUACUUUCAUUGCUAUCCUGAUAGCACGACAGUGUUUCUCCCUGGAGGACGUCGUGCAGCAUGUGGCGCUUCCCUCUCUCCUAGCGGCAGCGUGCGGAGACGCGGAUGCAGAGCCCGGGGCAAGAAUGACAUGCCGCCUCUUGCUUCACCUCUUCCGAGCUCCCCAGGCCUGCUUUUUCCCUCAAGCCACAGGCAAACCUUUCCCUGGAAUAAGAUCAUCUUGUGAUAGACACCUCCUAGCCGCCGCUCACAACAGCAUAGAAGUGGGAGCCGUUUUUGCUGUCUUAAAGGCAAUUAUGAUGCUUGGAGAUGCCAAGAUUGGCAGCAACAAUGUCACCACUUUAAAGAAUGAAGACUUCGGCAUGAGGGGUUUACGACGUGAUGGGAAUGCUGAGGACGCCUGGGCCACCUCGCAGAAUUCGAAAUCCUAUGGGAAGAGCAUUUCCAUAGAAACCGCCAAUCUAAGAGAAUAUGCUAGAUACGUACUGAGGACUAUCUGCCAACAGGAGUGGGUAGGGGAACAUUGCUUAAAGGAACCAGAACGACUCUGUACAGACAAAGAACUGAUUUUGGACCCUGUGCUGUCAAACAUGCAAGCCCAGAAAUUGCUGCAGCUCAUCUGUUACCCUCAUGGCAUUAAAGAGUGUACAGAGGGGGACAACCUGCAAAGACAGCACAUUAAGCGCAUCCUUCAGAACCUUGAGCAGUGGACACUGAGACAGUCCUGGUUAGAACUUCAGUUAAUGAUCAAGCAGUGCUUGAAGGACCCUAGCUCUGGUUCUGUGGCUGAAAUGAACAACUUACUGGACAAUAUUGCCAAGGCAACCAUAGAGGUGUUCCAGCAGUCUGCAGACCUGAAUAAUAACGCCCCCAGUUCUGGCAUAAGCCUCUUCAACCCCAACGGUAUUGGAAGUGCUGAUGCAAGCAGCACGAGGCAGAAUGGAAUAAAGACAUUUUUAAGUUCCUCUGAACGCAGGGGUGUAUGGCUGGUGGCCCCCCUCAUCGCCAGGCUACCAACCUCCGUGCAGGGAAGAGUGCUGAAGGCUGCUGGGGAGGAGCUGGAGAAGGGACAGCACCUGGGCUCUUCUUCCAAGAAGGAAAGAGACAGGCAGAAGCAGAAAAGUAUGUCUCUUUUGAGUCAGCAACCUUUCCUCUCCUUGGUCCUUACCUGCCUUAAGGGGCAAGAUGAGCAACGGGAGGGCCUCCUAACAUCUCUGCAGAAUCAAGUCAAUCAGAUUUUAAGUAACUGGAGGGAAGAAAGAUACCAAGAUGAUACGAAAGCCCGCCAGAUGAUGCACGAGGCUUUGCAGCUCCGGCUAAAUCUGGUGGGAGGAAUGUUUGACACAGUCCAGCGGAGCACCCAGGGGACCACUGACUGGGCUCUCCUCCUCCUCCAGAUAAUUACUUCGGGAACUGUUGACAUGCACACGAACAAUGAGUUAUUCACCACAGUUCUUGACAUGCUGGGUGUUUUAAUCAACGGGACAUUGGCUUCUGACCUAUCAAAUGCUUCCCCCGGGGGAUCUGAAGAGAACAAACGUGCAUACAUGAAUUUAGUAAAGAAACUGAAAAAAGAACUAGGAGACAAGCGAUCAGAAAGCAUUGACAAGGUUCGACAGCUGCUGCCUUUGCCAAAGCAGACGUGUGAUGUCAUCACUUGUGAACCCAUGGGUUCUUUGAUCGAUACAAAGGGAAACAAAAUUGCUGGAUUUGACUCCAUUGACAAAAAACAGGGUCUCCAGGUCUCUACGAAGCAGAAGGUGUCCCCAUGGGACCUGUUUGAGGGUCAGAAGAACCCAGCUCCUCUGUCCUGGGCCUGGUUCGGCACUGUCCGUGUGGACCGGAAGGUGCUAAAAUACGAGGAGCAGCACCACUUCCUUCUGUACCACACACACACCAUGCCUAAGCCCCGAAGCUACUACCUUGAACCACUGCCCCUUCCUCCUGAGGAAGAAGAGGAAGAGCCCACGUCUCCAGUGUCUCAGGAACCAGAAAGGAAAUCAGCCGAACUGUCAGAUCAAGGAAAAACUGCAGCUGACGAAGAGAAGAAGACAAAGGGAAGGAAGCGUAAGACAAAAUCAAGCUCACGCAUUGAUGAGUAUCAGCAGAGCAACAUGUACCGAGUGCCUCCUAACUACUCGCCCAUGUCCUCCCAAAUGAUGCAUCACCCGCAGCCUGCACUGUGGGGGUACAACCUGGUGAGCCAGCCCCAGCAGCCCGGCUUCUUCCUUCAGAAUCAGUCCCUGAACCCAGGUGGCUCCAGAUUGGAUCCUGCAGGCUCCUAUGUCCCAACCAACACGAAGCAAGCCUUGUCCAACAUGCUGCAGAGGCGCUCGGGUGCCAUGCUGCAGCCACCUUCCCUUCACGCGAUCACAUCUCAGCAGCAGUUGCUACAGAUGAAGCUUCUGCAGCAGCAGCAGCAGCAACAGCAACAGCAGCAGCAGCAGCAGCGGCUCCUCCGGCAGGCCCAGACUCGGCCUUUCCAGCAGGGCCAGCCAGGGGACCAGGCUGCUCUCUUUACUGCACAAUCACGGCCCUCCCCUCAGCUCCCUCAGUAUCCAGGGCUGCAACAAGCACAGACCAUGCCCCAGGGCUACACAAUGUAUGGGACACAGAUGCCUUUGCAACAGGCAGCUCCGCAGCAGUCUGGAGGUGUGGUCCUCUCCCCCAGCUACAACUCCAGAGCCUAUCCGGCCGCACAUUCCAGCCCAGCGCUGAUGGAAAGACUCCGCCAACUCCAGCAGCAGCCUAGUGGCUAUGCACAGCAGCAGGCCUCGCCGUACCUGCAGCCCGUAGCUGGCUCUCAGAGACUGAACCACCAGGCUCUACAGCAGAGCCCUCUGGUGGGCGGGGGAAUUGAUGCUGUGCUGACUCCCGCACAUCCCACCCUCCCCUCGGUGCCCCUGCCUCAGGACCCAUUGAGGCCCAGACAGCCGCAAGUUCGACAGCAGCAGAGACUCCUCCAGAUGCAGCAGCCCCAGCAGGCCCCCCAGCCCCAGCAGCCCUCACAGCCCCAGAGUCAGGCCCUUGGUCUCCAAGCAAUGCAGCCCCAGCAGCCUCUGUUCCCCAGGCAAGGCUUGCAGCAGACCCAGCAGCAGCAGCAGACAGCCGCCCUGGUGCGACAGCUCCAGAAGCAGCUUUCUAGUAACCAGCCACAGCAAGGAGUGACCCCCUGUGCGCAUCCUUCACACUUCUGAAUCUGAAAGAGAAGACGCGAAGUUUAUGUUUGCACUGAGAAACAGAAAAUCAAAUUUAUUAGUCAUCAUAAGAAGUCUCCUUUGGUCUUUGAGUUAUUUAUAUUUCCCUAUAUUUUAUGCUACAUUUCUUGCAGAGGUAUUUAAAUAAGUAAAGAAGUUGUGGUUUGGUUUUAUCAUAUUCAAAGUAGGUUGUAAAAUAUGGAUCACGCAGGCCUACUUCAGAUAGUGUGGUUGGUAGCUGACCUUUUGAAACUGGUGCUUUUUAUCUCAUAUUUACAUAAAGAAUGAAGUACGGUAGGUUUAAAUAUUUAUGUAUUGAUGAAUGAUUUUUUUUAAGCCUGUGGUAGACCAAACUACUGAUUUAAAAGAUGUGGCAGUUGUCACGGGUGUAUGACACAUUCGCUCUGCAUCCCCCUGUGAGGGCGGGGCGAGCAUUGAUUCGCAUCGUUCUAAUUUGAAAUGUUGAUCAUUUCAUAAGCACUUUAUAAACUUUGUUCCCAGUUAUGAAGGUCUUUGCUUUGCUUUCAUUUUUGUGGUCCAAAGGUGCUGAAACAGGUUGUUGUUUAGUACUUCCGCUACUUCAGGGCUUCCGAGAUGUGCGGGAGCCUCUUCGAAGUGACUGCACUCCAUCUUGUUUCUCGUGACAAGCUCUUUUGCCAGAUUCUCCGUGAAGGUACAGCAGCUGCUGGAGGUCAGAAGAGUCACAGUGGAAUCAGUUCAUUUACUUACUGCCAGUUUUGGUAAAAAAAAUAAAUAAAUACAUAACUGUCCAGUUCUGGUUCUUCAGAACCUCAUGCCAACUUGAGAAAAAAAAAAGAUAAACAAAUCUCACAGCUGGCCUUAGAUUCUACUGUGCUUAGACUUGACACGGUUUCCAGAGAGUCUGGCUCCAUGGUCCAGAAGACUCUGGUAAUUCAUCAAAGGUGUACUUACUGUUAAUUUUGUAUGGUAAGUAUUUGCUAUUUUGAAUUUAAUUAUUAAUGUUGGUGUCUGUCUUGGUUGUGUAUUGCUUAUACUGUAUUUAUAAACUGGUGCAAAAAGCACAAGUAAAGUAAAUUAUACAUCAAAUUUAUUAUAAAGAAAUAGUAACUAUUUUAACUUUGUUCAAGUAUGUGGUAAUUUACUCCUAGUAGAGUGAAAAAAUACAGUAAAUUAUUAUCAGUUUGUGUAACUUAAGAGUAUUCCAUAUAAUAUUUUUUUAGAAUUAGAUGCAUAAAAUUUUGAAUGUGAAAAUUGCAGGGCAUUUUAAGACACAUGUAGGGAUCUUCCCUUGUUCUUUGUUGGGUUCAUUUUUCUUUUUGCCAUAUGAUUUCACAUGUAAUGUAGUCAAGCAUACUGUGAAUAGAUUGUCUGUGAAGAGCAAACCAUGUAGAACUACUUUUUAAAAAUGUAGCUAGUACAACUUUAGAUAAUUUCUUUUGCAGAUCACUAUAUAAAUAGUUUAUAUCUUCCUAGGUGAGUUACUCAUUCAAAUGACCUCAGAUCCAUGUUUGCUUACUUUGCCAUGGCAACAUCCAUGUGAACUGCUUUGUACACUGUGAAAUAUAGCCCUCCAGCCUGUUUGUUUUGUGUUUACUCUGGGCUGGAAAAGACUUUGCCAAACAUUAAAGACCAUUCUUUCCACUAAGUGAGCAUUCUAUCUGCUUUCGACAAUGCAGUCCAUUUCAGUAGUCCCCCAUGUCAGCUUUGCUUUCUCUCCGGAGUCAUGCUUACAGCUCACAAAGCUAGUUUUCUUCAAAGUAACACACCACGUGACUGCAUUGGCAGAACCACCGCAACGUGACUGUUGUGUCUAGUGGGUGAGUCACACCCUGUUCUUUCUGGUCUUUACUCAAUGGUUAUUGGUAGUUAAGAUUCCAGCUUCAGUCUGAACCACCCGUUUCUGUAGCUCAGCAUCGCACCCAGCAGCAGGAGUGGGAGAACUGCAUAGCGUUGGCACGCACUUGACACUUUGCAGAAGUUGGCUUAGUCGUCCGUUUGCACUCAAAGGUGAUGGUCUCCUUGUUGCUGUUUGUUCUGUUUCUUGAGAUGAGGAAGGUGAGUCAUGCUAAGGCCCUUUUAAGUAAGAGAUGCACUAGCAUCUCUUACUUAAAACCUAGAACUGUUUUCCCCUGUGCAUUAUAAGGAAAGCAACUGGAAUUUUAAAAUUAGUUGUUAUAUUUACUGCCACUUAAUUCGGCACUCUGAGAGGGAUUUUUAUUUAUCUUUUAUAGCAAAUGCAUGAGGGUGGUAUUACAAUGGUUAGAAGGGAAACCCCUAUUGUGAAUUGCAGAUAGGAAAUUGUCUUAAGAUACAAAGCUCAGCUUUUUAAGAUCAGACCUUGAACUAUGAUGGAAUCAGGUAUACUUAACCUUAAUUUCUGGCUGGAAGGACUCCUUAAUUUAUGUGUUACAUUACAGGCUGAUUCAUUUUAGGAUUGUAUUUCUUGUUUUAUUUACCCUUCCUCAUCUGAAAGUAGAGGUAUCAUUUGACCUCUGGCAGCCGUAGAGCAACUGAUGUUAACAGUAAUCAGCUCAUGGCUGAGGUAGGCGUGGUGGAGACCCAGUGGAGUUAAGUCUCAAAUGAUUUACACAAGCUAACAAAGCUUUUGGCUUUAGUGUUCUAAGCUAACUCAGUAAGACUCAAAAAGGCUCCUACCAUUCACACAUAGAUGACUAUUUGAUCAGAAGCCAGAGAAAUUAUGCUAAGGAAAUUCCAGAAUUAUGCAAAGGAAAUAAAAGAGGAAAGUCAUAUGAUUACCCCCAUAUAUAUUUGGGUUGAAUUAAACAUGGAAUAAAAGUACAGUGAAUUAAACAAAAAGCAUUCAAUUUUUAAAGACAGUGAAACUGCAUUAUGUGUACAAGGUGUAGACUCUUGGAAAGGAGCGAUUCCUCCUUAGAAAACCUUUCUUACACAUGGCUCCGAACAGCUGGUGCCUUAGCUAGGUUUUAAAGUUAUAAAGCAGUUUCAUUGUUCUUGCAAAGCCUUUUCAGGGUGACAAAUUUGUGGACAAAUGUGCAGCACUCUUUUCACAUUCCCUGGCAUGUGAGCACUGGGCUGCUCUUUCCAUGUAGGAAAGCUAGCCUGCAUCCGUUUGGUUGGUGUGUUUUUUUCAUGCGGGUAUUAAAGCAAUGAGAAUUUUCAGUGUGAACAAGUGAUGAACUACAUCAUAAUCAAAACAGUUCAGUGCUUGUUUUCUGUAAGCUUUUUUAUCAACAUGUUUAUAAACCAGUGACAAAAGUAUAUGUACAUUAAGAUGUCCAUAGACUGCAGAUUUCAUUUUUCCCAGUGUUUCCCACUCUGAGGGCAAUGUGUGUAACAUUGGUAGAAGAUGGACACUAGGCGGUUGGCAACUGAGAGAGAGAGGAAGCUCUCUUUACUGGAAAUUCAGGUGCAUUUGCCAUUUGCUAUUUUGUAGUGGAUUGUUUUCUCUCCAUGUUUGUUAUUUGUUGGCAAAAUCAAAGUGCCUUAAGUUAAGAGUUCGCGUUGAAAUCCAUAGAAACUCAGCAUCGGUUCAUAAUGCAUUUAUUUUCAAGUCUCUUCUGCAUGUCCAUUGUAAAUUUACUACUGUAAAUGUAUUCAGAUUCAUUUCCAUGCCUAUGGCUGCCUUUGAUUAAACUUCUUCCAAAAAAAAAAAGAAAAUAAUAAACCCUUCAGAUGUUGA